Molecule: messenger RNA, 2524 nt
Organism: Leucoraja erinaceus (little skate)
Lineage: Eukaryota; Metazoa; Chordata; Chondrichthyes; Rajiformes; Rajidae
Gene: ca5a
Product: carbonic anhydrase Va
Exons: 8
Coding region: 505-1401 (298 amino acids)
Cellular component (GO): mitochondrion; cytoplasm
Molecular function (GO): carbonate dehydratase activity; zinc ion binding
Source: RefSeq, a predicted model, not a curated record
UCCUUCUCUUCAGAGAAGCUGCCCGUCCCGCUGAGUUACUGCAGCACUUUGUGUCUGUCUGCAGCAAAGGCAAUCGGUAUGGGGAGAGAGAGAUUGUCCACACCCCUCAGCAACCAUUCACUCAGCGGAGCGAAUUCCGCCAUUGCUGUGUUACACGUUUAAUAUUGAGCUGAACUUACCUGGUAAUUUUAUGGCGAUCUAAAGUCACCGACGCCACACGUCACCCUCAUUUGCUUGCGACGAAAGCUGUUCCUGGUGAAAUUUGAGUGCUCCGUGGCCGGAUUCGCUGACUAAGGAGCGCAUGCGCCGUGGUAACUCGUUCACUUGGAUGGGUGGGUUCGUGCAGCGAAAGCAAUUCUGCCGGAAGGCCAAAAACAAAUAGAAGCGCAAAACAAUUUUGCAAUAGAUGGAUUACUGCAUAAACUGGUUGCCUCAAUUACAAUUCAGCCUUGACCAUUUCGGAUCAGAUGUUGAUCUGGUUUGCUGUCUCACCACAAAACCAAAAUGGUAUUUUCUUUCACGUCAGUUCUCGCUUUUACCAAGCGUUUUCCAAUAAGGCAUGCCUGGAUCCCGGUUAGGAAUUGCAACCUUGCAUCUUGCACACAUACUGAGACAAGAAAAUGGCAGAAUUGCACACCAGUCUCAAACGGGGCCCGGCAAUCUCCGAUUGACCUAAGCUCUGUCAGGAGUGUGUAUGAUGCACAACUGGAGCCUUUACACAUCUCGUAUGACCCAAAUAGUUGCCUUCGAAUCAGAAACAACGGCUAUUUUUUCCAGGUGGAAUUUGAAGACUCCAAAGACAACUCGGUUAUUAGCAAUGGACCACUGAAAAACCAAUACAGAUUGAAGGAAUUCCAUUUUCACUGGGGUGCUGAAAAUGAUCGGGGAUCAGAGCACACAAUUAAUAAUCAGUUCUAUCCUGCUGAGCUUCAUCUCGUUCACUGGAAUCCAGUGAAAUACAAGAACUGUGAUGAAGCUGUUCUCUCUGAAAAUGGCCUUGCAGUUAUAGGAGUUUUUUUAAAGCUUGGAAGAAGGCACGAUAGUCUGCAGAAACUUGUGGAUGCUCUACCAGCUAUUAAAUAUAAGGACUCAACAGUUGAUUUCUUCAAUUUUGAUCCGAUAAGUUUGAUUCCAUCUCGUUCUGACUAUUGGACAUAUCCUGGUUCUCUGACCACACCACCAUUGACUGAAUCUGUUACCUGGGUCAUUAUGAAAGAUCCCAUUGAAAUUAACCUUGAACAGCUGGAUGUGUUUCGUAGUUUGUUUAGCACAGCUCGUGGGGAACAGCAAAAACUUAUGGUGGACAACUACCGAUCAUUGCAGCCUCUACUGAAAAGAACUGUGUAUACAACAAUCCCAUCUUCCCAUGAAAAUAAUUCUCAACAGAAUACACACAGCUGAAUGUUGAAAACUUCAAAUGAAUAUACCUAUGUGCUUUUGUUAUAUUAUAAGGGCUUCAAAUUUUCUUUUAUGAUGUGGUGAACUGGAAAAAGAAAUUACUUCAACUUUGGUGCUUACAUGUAAUAUCUACUUUAAGAUAUCAAUAACCAAGCACAGUUUAGAAGAUACUUAUAUAUUUGGGUGCUUUUUAUCAUUUGAUAUAAUUAAAAUAUAUGUUUUAUUAUUUGCAGAUGGAAAUAAUAGCUAAUAAGGUACUUGUAUCAUUUUGAUGACAAAGAUUGUUAAUGUUUUACAUAGAACACUAAAUACAACCUCUCAACCUUGGUCUCAUAUAAGCUGAACUUUUUUAUCAAUCUAAAACUAAUAUAGUGUUUAGGAUUUAACUGAGCAUUACAGUGAUGGUCUCGGAAAAUUUUGUUGACUAGAAAUGUUAGUGCAGUUAAUGGUGCAUGUUAGAAUGGUGGAUGAUCACUGUUGGCAUUUGUAUGAAAAUAAUGUCUUCUGUUCUUCUGUAAGUAGCAGCAUGAGGCUAUUCGGCCCCUGGUCUAUUGUGCCAUGCAAAAGGAUUAUAGCUGGAUAUUUAUCACCAUGCUGCUUCUCUGUACAUAUCCAUUGACGGUCUAUUAAUCUGUCUUGAAUAUAUUCAGUAGUGGAGCCUCCACAGCAUUCUUGGGUGGAGAAGUUCAGGGAUUCACCACCCUCUGGGUGAAGAUAUGUAUUAUUUACUCUCUCUCCUGAAAAGUCAACCCUUCAUUGAGAUUGUGAUCCCAUAACACCACAUACAGUAUAUAUCUUUUCAAGCCCAGAAGGCAUUGAUACAUUUUAAUGAGAUCACUCCUCAAUCUUUUAAACUGAAGAGUAUAGGCUCAGUUUCCUUAAUCACUCUUUGUAUGCCAAUCCUACCAUCACAGGAAUCAAUCAAAUCUAUCAAAUAUUUGUUGUACUGCCUUCAUCAGUUCUACCCUUACAUAGGGAGGUCUUAACUAUGUACAGUAUUCCAAAUGCAAUCUUAUUACAGUGCCUCACAAGGUACUGUAUGGUAACUUUUAUUUAAAGAACAUCUGACAACUCUUGUACUCAAAUGUUGCUACAAUAAAAGUAAACAUAUCUUUGCCUUCCAAAA